CGUCUACCGCGUCCAACUUUCCACCUCUCCGGCCGCCAUCACCAUCAGCCAUGUCGGACGCGGACGCAGAGCGCAAGGCCAAGGCCGAGCGUGCCAAGAAGCUCCUCGCCCAGCGCCGUAAAGAGAAGGGCAAGAAGGCCAAGGCGUCCGAGUCCGGCACGCCCGCCACGCCCUCAAGCCCCGCCGUGACGGGCAUUGAGACGCCGGCGUCCGUGUCGCCGCGCCCCAGCUUGAGCUUGGACGAGCGCCCAUCGCUCUCCCUCGACAGGAACGGCGCCGAGCCCCAGGCCGAGAAGGUGAAAGAGGAGGAGGGGAAGGAGAAGGAUGAGCGGCAGGCGCCUUCCAAAAGCGCAUCGGGCGACUCGGCCACCAACCUCCAUGAAUCAAUAACAAACCUCCUGGCUGAACGGGCCGACCUGCAGAAGGAAGUCGCCGAGCUCUCCUCCCAACUAUCUGCCGCCCGUGCCGACCAGCAACUUCUCGCGGAGGCGCGCGAAGCCACCGCGCGCAUGGAGGAGGAGAAGCGCGAGCUCAGCGAACGGAUCAAGGCCGCUGACGAGGCCGCCGUCACUGCCAAGGGCGUCGCGGCGGAUCUGGAACAGAUGAGGAAAGAUCUCGCGGACGCCCAGAAAGAGGCGGCGGAGGUGCGCGCAGCCAAGGAGGCGCUGGAGGGCGACCUCGAGGAGAGGGAGGGGCGUGAGGGUGAGCGCGUGGCGGAGCUCGAAAAGACGCUCGAACGUGCGCGGCAGCGUGAGGGGGCACUGGAGACCGAGGUCGGGAGGUUGAAACAGAGCAACGUCGAGGCCGCCGCGAGCUUGUCUUCGACGGAGAAGGAGCUGGCUGAUCUGCGCGAGUCGAGCGCCAAGGCCGAAGAGUCACUCAAGCAGCUCCGUGCGUCGCACGAUGCCCUCAGGAAGGAGCACGAGGCGCUUGCCGGCACCAACGCGGGCUUGGAGACACGACACAAGGACCUCGUGUCGAGCCACGACAAGCUCAAGGCCGAGCACGAGGCUUCGAGCCAGUCGCUCACGGGCUCUGAGGAAGCACUGAAGAAGGCCACGGCCGACCUCGCCAAGGCGAAGGAGAGCCUCUCGGUGACCACCAAGCGCGCAGACGCGGCCGAGAAGAAGCGCGACGGCUUGCACAAGGAGAAUGCGGACCUUGUGUCACAGCUUGACGAGCUGCGCGGCAAGGUCGCCGAGACGAUGAAGGAGAAGGCUGAACAAGCGGCGACGAUCGACAGCUGGGUCGCGACCAAGCAGGGCUGGGACAAGGAGCGAGCCGACUUUGAACAAAAGCUCGCCGCUGCACAGCCCGAAGCCGAAAAGGUGCCUGGCUUAGAGGAGCGCGUCAAGGCCCUCACGGCCGAGGUGUCCGAACUGAAGAAGACGGAGAAGACUCUUUCCGAGACCGCCAGCGCGCACACCAAGCUGCAGGUUGAACACAAGAGCGUUGUCGCGGACCUUGAGGCGGCGCGCUCGCAGGUCUCGAAGCAGGAGGAAAAGCUCGCGAUAUUGCGGAGUGAGCUCGACUCGGCGCAGGCUGCCGCGACCGAGAAGGAGGGGACGAUCAAGACGCUGCGGGCCGACGCCGAGAGGGCGCAAAGGACGAUAUCAGAGCACGAGGCUUGGCUUGCAACCCUAAGGGCCGAGCUGGACAAGGCUACCGCUGCCGUUAAGCAGCACGAGGAGGCAUCGGCCACGUCCAAGAAGGAUCUGGAGGCCGCCAAGGCUGCGCACGCGAAGGAACUAGACGCUUCCAAGGCCGCGCACAAGAAGGCGCUCGGCGAGACACAGGCUGACCACAAGAAGGCGCUGGAAUCCGUGGGUGCUGAGCAUGGUCAAGCGCUCGCGAAGGCGCGCAGCGACCAUGACGCGGCCGUCCAGAAACUGCGCUCGGAGCAUGAAUCCGCGCGAAAGGACACUGCGGGCAAGCAUGCCAAGGAGCUCGAGAAGACUCGCAGCGACCACGACGCCGCCAUCAAGAAGUUGCGGUCGGAGCUUGAGAGUGCACAGAAGGAUGCUGCAGGAAAGCAUGCCAAGGAGCUUGAAACAGCUCGCAUCGAGCUCACCAAGGCGACUGCUUCGCUCAAGGAGGCUGAGGCCAAGAUCAAGGAGCAUGAGGCGACCAUCGCCACGCUCAAGACCGAAAUUCAGGCCCUGCAGACGAAGAGCAAGGACCACGAGUCGACCUCUGCGUCACUCAAGAAGGAUCUCGACUCCGCGCAUGCGGCCGUCAAGAAGCAUGAGGCCUCGAUCGCUACUCUCUCCUCCGACCUCGAGGCCGCGCAGGGAACGGUUAAGGAGCGCGAUGCUUCAAUCACCAAGCUGAAGGCGGAACUGGACACAUCCAAGAAGAGCGCACAGAAGCACGAGGCGUCGGCAAAGUCUCUGCAGUCUGAUCUGGAUGCGGCGACUAAGAAGACUACCGAGGCCGAAGCGACGCUCAAGUCUGUGCGUGCCGAUCUGGAGAAGGCGCAAAAGACGUCAGCCGAGCACGAGAAGAUGGCUGCCUCGCUGCAAUCGGAGUUGGAAGCCUCGCAGAAGUCGUCCAAGGAGUACGAGGCGACGUCCAAGAGCCUGAAGAAGGAUCUGGAAGCGGCGCAGAGAGCGGCCAAGGAACAAGAGGCUUCGCUGGCGUCAUUGAAGAAGAGCCUGGGGAAGGCAGAAGAGGAAGUCGCGGCGCUUCGCAAGACUACCGACGAGCUGGAGGGCACAAUCGUCGACCUCAAGACGGACCUUGAGAGCGAGCGCGCAGCCGUCGCCGAGCACAAGGCGACGCUGGACAGCAAAGAGGCUGCGAACUCGGAGGCCGAGUCGAGCCUCACCAAGCUGACGACUGAGCUCAAGGCCGCGCGCAAAGCGACCAAGGACACGGAGCACAAGGUCGCGUCGCUUGAGCGCGAUCUCGCUUCGGCACGGUCUAAGGCCGAGGAGAAUGAGGGGUCGAUCAACAGUCUCAAGGUCGAGCUUGACGCUGCCCGGUCCGCAUCCGAGAAGCAAGACGACGCGGCUUCGAGUCUGAAGGCCGAAGUAGCGGCAGCAGCGAAGAAGGCCAAGGAGGCUGAGGCUGCGCUGGCAACCCUCCGAUCCGAGCUCGAGGAAGUGCGUUCAUCCUCGUCGAAGCACGAGGACUCGGCGGCAAGCCUCAAGAGCGACCUCGAGAAGGCGAGGAAGGAGGCGAAGUCUCACGAAGAUAACGCCUCGUCUCUCCGUGCCGAACUGGACGCGCUGAAGUCCGCUUCAGAAGGACACGUUGCGACGGCGGGCGCGCUCAAGUCGGAUCUCGAAACAGCUCAGCGGGCAGCAAAGGACGCUGAUGAAGCGCGCAAGCGCCUCGAGUCCGACCUGGAUGCAGCACGGGAUCUGGCGCGCCAGCACGAGGAGAGCGUCACGAACCUCCAAGUCGACCUGGACAUUGCGCGCGCCUCAGAGGCCGAGGCGGAGAAGACGCUGCAGCAGCUCAAGCGCGACCUGGACGCGGCGCGCGCGGCCGCCUCGAAGACAACGGCAGGCGAGGAGGCGCUGGCCUCGGCACAGGCAGCGCACGCGCUCGAGAUCUCAGACCUGCAAGCCAAGGUACGGCAGCUGGAGUCGUCGAGCCACGCGGCGAGCUCGCGGGCGCACGACCUCGCGCGGCAGCUGGCGGACAUGACGGCGGCGCAUGCCGAGCUGCAGCGCAGCGCGGGUGCCGGCGCCGGCGCCGGCGCAGCGGGGCUAUUCAUAUCGCCGGUCGAGGGGCGGUCGCCGUCGCCGCCCAUCUCGCCGCGAUGGCACGACCGUUCACUCGACGCCGGCUUGCCUGCCAGCGUGCGGCAUAAGCGCCAGGUGUCGCUCAACGCACUCAAGGCGCGUAUGGGGCCACAUCUGCCGCGGAGAGGCAGUGGACUGCGCCUCGACUCGGUCAGCGAGACCGGGAGCGGACGCUCCAGCCCCGCACCCUUGCCUGAAGCACGGCGGCAGCAGCAGUUCGGCGACGAAAUCAUGUACUGCUGCUCGGCGUGUGAAGGUGAUCUCGUUACAUUGUAGCGGGGGCACGGGGAGGCGGAGCAGAGGGAGGGGAGGCCAGGAGGCGAGAGCAGAGUGUAGACAAGAUAAUAAGCAUUGCAUACAUACACUAUCUAUCCCAAG
Molecule: messenger RNA, 4130 nt
Organism: Cutaneotrichosporon oleaginosum
Lineage: Eukaryota; Fungi; Basidiomycota; Tremellomycetes; Trichosporonales; Trichosporonaceae
Source: RefSeq, a predicted model, not a curated record